UGUUAAAAACUGUGACUGACUAAUUUGAGACUUUUACCAGGUGUGAAGUGUUGGUUUUUGAGCAUUUGUCAUGUUAUCUCCAGAACCAGAGGAUCGAUUGCUCGGGAAGGAUGAUGACACGGUGGACACCACUGGCGCCGACGACCCACAAUCCUCGUACGUCGAUGACUUUGAAGAGGCGGAAGAAGAAGGGGCAAACGUAACGGCACCGUUUUCAUUCUUGGGCGAUGACCACGACACGGCGAUCGAUUUGGACGCUGCCGUUCAACUCUCAAUCAUGUCUACGAUUGAUGAAGAACGUUCCAGUGAAGAUCAUUCCUCUCAUAUCACUCCUUCUGACCCAGCCAUCUCCCAAGCUGAUCCUACAAGUACAAAUGACGACCCAGAAUCUCGAAUACCAGACGAACUGAGAGGUCUGACCCAUCACUUUCAAGGGGACGAGGACGACGAGUCAACAACUUUCUCAGAACAUGAGGAACCUGCAGGAUCUCGUCCUCAAAACACAGACGAAUCUCACCAUCAUCACAGCACUACUGAGGAAGACGACGACUCGAGUAUGGAUGCGAUAAUGAAAAAACUAGCACUGCUCGAAAACACCCAAACCCUUCUGGAAAACGUUCUCGACGCGAAUUACGAAGGACGGGAUGACGACAAUGUCGAACUCGUCGUAAAACAGGCUCUCUCACAGUUAAAAUUGGCCUCUAACAGAAAGGGCAAAGGUGGUGACGACAGUGUCAGUGAGACAGCAACGAUGGACGAUUCCUCACUCAAGGAGGAGAUGGAAGCGUUGCAAAAAUUAUUGGAUAAUUCCCUCCCAGAAGAAGAAGGCGGUGGUGAAGCUGCUGCUGCUCCUGUCCUCGUAUCGGAAAGGGAACAAGGACAACGACAAAUUGAUCAAGUUUUGAAAGAGUACGAAGAUUUGGAGCGAUCCUUGUACAGCAGUCGACUUGGUGGUGAAAGUUGUGACGAGCAGGAAUCUCUACGCAGUGAUGGUGGUGGAGCACCGAAUCCUACGACAACGCCACACCCACCACAAUUUCCAUGGAGUAACGAUGAUAACGAAGAUAACCAGACAACCGGAAAUGAGCAACAAAUUUUAAAUCAAAAUCGUGCAAUAGAAAUUGAUGAACCACAAAAACAACAACAAACCACUUUCCAACCAAAAAGGUUUCGAUUGCAAGAUUCAGAACAAGAACGCGAACAAGAUUUCACCACCUUCCCGAUGGAUCACGACCACUCGCAAUUCAUGGCGACAAAAAUGAAACCACGAGGAACAAUUGGUGAUGAUUCUCCUCCGGAAGAGAGAUCUCGUACGAAAACCAUACAAAAAAAUAAGAAGAUCGUACCCCCACCGGUGACAACGUCCGUCUCUGCUCCAUCAGUUUCAACCCCCAAGACUAAAUCAUCCCCUCCAACAGGUCGGAAGAUGGCUGAGUCACAAAGCACAACUUCACUCAAAACUCCAACAAGUGCGAACAAACGAGUUAUUCAGCAGACAAUGGGUAAAAGAAGUGUUAGUGACAUCCCAUCCUCACCAGGGAAGAACCGUGGUGGUGGUGGUGACAUCAGCACCAGAGAAUUAACAGAUUUAGACAACGAAACCAAGAUUGCUCACCUUCAAGCGGAACUGACCAAGCAAGAAAACCUCUUGACCGCGUACCAAGAAGAUAACCAAAAGUUGUACGGAGCAUUCAAGAAAAAAGAGGUAAGUAAAGUAACCAAAAUUAAUGAAAACUAAUUUAGAGAGAAAA
Folsomia candida is the source of this 1751-nucleotide messenger RNA. Its product is annotated as FK506-binding protein 5-like. The record is from RefSeq and is a predicted model, not a curated record. NCBI's taxonomy places the organism in Eukaryota, Metazoa, Arthropoda, Collembola, Entomobryomorpha, Isotomidae. The transcript is spliced from 3 exons. Bases 71 to 1738 code for a protein of 555 amino acids.